Phytophthora infestans T30-4 is the source of this 888-nucleotide messenger RNA. Its product is annotated as protein kinase, putative. The record is from RefSeq and is a predicted model, not a curated record. Bases 1 to 888 code for a protein of 295 amino acids. The transcript has a single exon. Gene Ontology annotation, molecular function: ATP binding; protein kinase activity. NCBI's taxonomy places the organism in Eukaryota, Oomycota, Peronosporomycetes, Peronosporales, Peronosporaceae. Gene Ontology annotation, biological process: protein phosphorylation.
AUGUACAAACAUCGACGUGUGGCCAUCAAGAAAAUUAUACGCGAGAAAUGUGAGAAGCUAUCUCAAAUCCGGAUGUUCAUUCGAGAGAUUACGCUCAUGGGAGCACUGAAACAUGAACGCAUCGUGGAAUUCAUCGGCGUUGCAUGGGAUUCUCUCCGAAACUUAAGUGCUGUGACGGAAUACAUGGAACGAGGUGAUUUACGAGAUGUUCUUCACAUUUUAAAGCACCGAGAAAGCACAGUCGACAAUGGACUAACGUGGCAAGACAGAAAACUCACCAUUGCACUUCACAUCGCAGAAGGACUCGCGUACAUGCACUCGCUGAAUCCCAAGGUCAUUCACCGUGAUCUCAAGUCCAAGAACGUGCUACUGAACAACGCCUAUGAGGCCAAACUCAGCGACUUUGGAGUAUCUCGAGAACGUCAAGUGGCUAACGUCGCUGACGUGCCUGGUCGAUUCAUGACUCCAGGUGUUGGUACGUCGUUUUGGAUUGCUCCAGAAGUCUUGUUGGGAAGAGAUUACGACGAACGAGCAGAUAUUUUCUCCUUUGGUGUCGUGCUCUCCGAGAUCGACACAGACGACUACCCAUACUGGAACUCUGGUACCCCAGCACAAGACAACCCCGACGAACGGCGUUCACAGGAAAAGAAAAUACUCGAGAAAGUGGCACUUGGCUCGUUGCGCCCGACAUUCUACAACGAUUGUCCGCCAGGAGUCUUAGCGCUGGCGUCAAGAUGUCUCGAAGGAAGGCCAACCAACCGACCAAGCGCAUCAGAAGUCGUGCUCACGAUCAAGGAACUGAUGCGCGAGAUGAACUUCGACCCCAAGUCUCAGCUGGAACCCGAACCAGAUCAAAUUGUCACGGAUGGCUUCCUCUCAAGAGCGUAA